Molecule: messenger RNA, 1026 nt
Organism: Cottoperca gobio
Lineage: Eukaryota; Metazoa; Chordata; Actinopteri; Perciformes; Bovichtidae
Product: proteasome assembly chaperone 1-like
Exons: 7
Coding region: 101-940 (279 amino acids)
Biological process (GO): proteasome core complex assembly
Cellular component (GO): endoplasmic reticulum
Molecular function (GO): proteasome binding
Source: RefSeq, a predicted model, not a curated record
AAGGGGUGUCGCUGCCGGCGGAAGUAGCGAAUGUAAGUCAUAGCUGCAGGUCUGAAACACCAGCUAUACUUUCGCUUUUCCUCUAGUAAACUUAGUGAUUAUGGCAACUUUUUUCGGUGAAGUUCUGUCGGUGUAUUCUCGGGCCGUGGAUGAAGAUGAAGAGGAGCUCGAUGAAAACGAAGAAGAUGAAGAAAUCCACAGAGAACUGGAGGAAAAGAGGCAGGUUCAUCUGCAGUGGAGCCCCGAGGUCUCCGAGUCGCUGAAGUCCGGAAACAAGAUGCCGUGUUCAGACUUCAUCCUCGCUGUGGGACACAACGCUGCCAGGUUUCUGUCAGUGUACGUUCUCACCUCUGAAAACUGGGACGCAGUGGGACAUGCAUCCGUGUGGAACGAGAGGAGCCGGGCUGGAGCCGGGACAAGCAGCGAGGAGUCUGCGUGUGUUUUCUACAGACGCAAGGACGACCCAUCAGUUGUGAUAUGCCAGGUGACUUGCUACGUUGCAGAGGACCAGCUGUUUCAGUGGACAGAAAAGGUUUUUGACUGCCUGGAGCACAGACAGCUGAAUGUGACUGUGCUGUCUGAUUGCUCUGUGGCCGAGUACAAGACAGCAGACUACCUGUGCAGUAGCUCCGCUCCCUUCCUGCGCUCGCUCCACACCGCUGCUUUCACUGCGCAGCCUGUCUGUCAGUCACUGGAGCAACCCAACAUAGUUACUGGACUUCCAGCUGCAGUACUGAACCACUGCGAGGUCCACCGCAUCGCCACUGUUGUUUACCAGUGUUACAGCGACGUCACCGGCCCAGACUCCGUCUCCAUGGAGACCUUCAAGCCUGCACUAACGAAGCUCGGGAAGUCCAUACAGUCGGAUCCGUCUCCGAGCACCGACGUCCUCCGCAAGUUUGUCAGAAGCACCAACAUUCAGAGUAAUCUUUAUAUCUGAACAUGUCCGUGUCGCACACUGUGCAGAGCAAUUCUAUUUUCCUGUUGUAAAAUACUGUCAUUUUUUAAUAAAGAAAAGUAAAGAAA